AAAAGCAACUUUUUUUGCUGCCCACUGUGACUAAAAUAGAAACAAGAAACCUUCAAUGUUUUGGUUUGGUUUUGAGACAAUCAGUUUUUCCCUGACUACAAAUUUUCAUCAUAUUUCCUGACUUGGUGUUGUUUGAGAAAUACGAGUUUGCGCGACUUCAAACUAUAAUUUUCGUGUUUGCUUUUAAUUCCAACGGUGUUCAGUUAACUGAAUUCCUAUUGAAUACGCAGCAAACUUCCUUUCCAUUUUUCAUCUUUUUCAAUCAAUAAUGAGAACCGUUUUCUGCAAUUAUAAUUUUGCGCCGCGAUAUGUUAUAUUUAUAAAUUUACUGGGCUAUUUGCAUAUUUUAUCUGAGAGUAGUGGUGAAUCAUGCCCUGAGCUGUGCUCUGAUUUUGACCUCGAAAAUGUGAAAUGUUUGGGUCAAGCUGAUCGGACAGCUACUAACAUGGUCCACUGUUAUUGCGACUAUAGCUGCAUGGCAUUUGAAGACUGCUGUUCUGAUUUCUCGACGUUGUGUGCACUUGCUGAGAAUGCGACAGUCGUCAGUCUCAACCAAUCGGUGUCUGGUCUGACCCUUGAACCGAACGAUGUUGGGGGUGACGAAACUGAACGUAGUCCAUGGAAAGAUAGACUGAAUUGCAAUGAAGCCGACGACUGGGACAAUCGCUUCUACGUCGUGAACUCCUGUCCAGACUUGAACAUUACUUGGUCACUCACUGGAGUGGGCUCGUUUGGCCGGGAGAUGUGCAAUGGAUCAGCAGUGAGAACUGGAGAUGUAUUAGAGUCUAUUCCAGUUGUUCACAUUAAUUCGGGCAUGUCAUACAUGAAUUCCUUCUGUGCAGUGUGCAAUGGCAUGUCUCUCAAAGAAGUGAGACUCUGGGAUGUUUCUUACUUUUGUGAGACGGGCUCAAUUGGACCCCCUCCCCAAUCAAGAGACAGAAAAGUGUCCCAACAGGUGGCGAAGAUGUGGGAUAAAAUGGCCAAGAGUUGUGACAGUUUAUUCCGAAUUAAUGUCGAGACAGGAGCAUAUGUGCGUCGGUGUGCUGUAAAUCGCUCUGACACUGCAGGGUUGACAAGCUGUCUGGAAGGGCUUUCCUAUUUCUGGAUGUCAGACAAUGCAGAACUAAAACUUCUAGAAGAUGCAAACGACAGAAGCGAGCAAUGGAAUUUGACCGUACAUGGAGAGCGAUACAGUAUUCAAGUUCUGCCGGGCGAGAAAAUGCGGAUGACGUUCGGACAGAAUUCGAGAUUGUACGAAAUGGACGUCUGUGAUAUGUUACCUCUUGAUGAUCUAUGUUGGUCUGUGUCGAAAACUCCGAAUUGUGUUCAAAGACUCGCCAAGGAAGUUUUUCACUCUAAUGAUUUUGAAAUUCGCGAGCAACCAUUAGGUUGCAAAUUCAACAAAGAUAGCCAUGAACUGGUUAUCAAGAUUGCGUAUUUUACUGGUUGGGCUCUCUCGUUUGUUUUCUUUGCCAUUCUGAUCGUCUUGAAAAGAUCAGCUAUGAAUGACAGGAAAACGAGCUCGUUCGAGACAAACGCGAUGAUUGUUUUGAUAUUCAUUUGGUUUAAACAAGGGUUCCAUUGUGUUAAGUUCUUCACUCGUUGCAGUGUCUUAGCACCCUUCAUGCAUUUCUGUCAAGAUUCGGCGUUUAUGUGGGUUUUCGUGAUGGGUUACGAUUUGCAACUGGAGCGUCGUGAUUUGAUGCCUCCGUUUCUCUACAUGAUGUCAAGCUGGGUUGCACCUCUCCUUGUAACUCUCGUUGGUGCUAUGAUGUCUAUGGGGCGUUUCGGACUCUUCUGGUUGUAUACUUCUACAAAUAUAUGCUGGUAUGCUCCUCUAUACUGGGAAGUACCCUUCAUUGUGGUUCCAAUUGGACUCAAUUUUUACCUUCUGGUCUUAACUGGAGUCAAUAUGUCAAUUGGGUCUUUGUCGAACCCGCAUCAAGUGAAGUACGUGGUCAUGUUUCCGCUCCUCUUCGUGGAAUACAUGUUGACUAUGAUGCCAGCGUAUGUGGACAAUGAAGUUCUGAUGGUGGUGGCGUUGUUUGCACAGUCGUAUAUGGGUUUGGUCCUGGGAGGUGCUUAUUUUGCGCUCUCAAUGAACGAUCAAAACAUAGACGAGAGCCGUUGAGAGUAACUCGACAAUGUAUUUUUUACACAAGUAGUAGAAGAGGGUUGUAUAGUUGUCAAUUUGUCAUCACCUUUGCAAUAUGAUUGCAAAACUUUGGUUCGAAUGGAAACCUAGUUUAGUUUUCCCUGCACAUCAUUUUCAACUGACCAACUUUAGAGUAAGCAUAUCUGUAUUGCAAUAAUUGAAACCAUUCCUUUCUUAUUGUUUUUUAAGUUACGAAGAACAAAUGUUUGAGGACUAUAUCAGGCAAAUAAAUUCUAAGCGUUCUUUGCUUUCUGCGCUCCCAAAAACG
Molecule: messenger RNA, 2423 nt
Organism: Symsagittifera roscoffensis
Lineage: Eukaryota; Metazoa; Xenacoelomorpha; Acoela; Convolutidae
Exons: 6
Coding region: 269-2131 (620 amino acids)
Source: RefSeq, a predicted model, not a curated record